AUGAGCAGCCAAUAUCACAACGAGCCGAUCACGACAGGAAAGGUUGUUCUACAAACUUCCGCCGGCGAGAUCGAAAUCGAAUUGUGGUGUAAAGAAACUCCGUUGGCGUGUCGAAACUUCAUUCAACUUUGUAUGGAGGGUUACUACAAUGGAGCCCCAUUUCAUCGACUCGUCAAGGAUUUCAUCAUUCAAGGAGGAGAUCCGACGGGAACUGGCCAAGGAGGCGAAAGUAUUUACGAAAAGCCGUUCAAGGAUGAGUUUCACCAACGGCUGACGUUCAAUCGGAGAGGCUUACUCGGCAUGGCAAAUUCGGGAAAAGACGAUAACGGAUCGCAGUUCUUCAUCACGUUGGGCACCGAUCCACAACAGGUGCGCGAGCUCACCCGGAAACACACAUUAUUUGGAAAAAUUGUUGGUCCGACGAUGUUCAACAUGUUGAAGAUGACUGAGGUGGAUGUGGAUUCAAAUGAGCGCCCAAAGACACUCUACAAGAUCACCGGAGCCGACGUCUUAACCAAUCCAUUCAAGGACAUUCGACCAAGGGAAAAAGAACGACGAAAAAAGAAGAAAGAAACGAAAGUGACCGAGACGAAGAAAUUGAAUCUACUAUCAUUUGGCGACGAGGCGGAAGAAGAUGAAGAUGAACUGACUCAAAUCAAUAAGAAGCUCUCCAACAAGGGCAAAAGUGCUCACGAUGCGCUCGAUGAUGAACAACUCAGCAAGCAAGUCGCCGUAACACGAGAUGAAAUGGCCGAUUAUGACCCGGAUGAAGAUGCACAAGAUCUGACGUCGAUGAGUCGAAUUCGGCAAAAGCUGGCCGAAAAACGGAAACAUGGUGAUGACAAAAAGCCUGAAGAAGAUGAGGAUUUGGACUCGAUUAUCGAACAGGAAAGAAAGCAGAAAGAGCGAGAACGACUGGAUGAAAUGGCCGGCGAAUUGAAGACACUUCAAAAGGAGUACAAGAAAGCACUACGCGGCCCAAAGGAACGAAAAAUUGAAGAAGAAGAAGAGCCCGUUACUGAGGUGAUAGCAGAGUACAAGGAAAUGCGCAUCAAGUUCAAAUCAAAGACAAAGAAGUUGAAAAGCAAACGUGACGAGGGACGAGAAAAUCAGACGAUGCAACUUCUUGAGCGUUUCCGGGCAAAGUUGGAUCAAGCCGAACAGGCAGACAUUCUCUUCGACAAAACGAAAGAAGAGGAAGAAAGAAAACGACGAGAAGCUCUCAAACAAAAUGAUGCCGAUGGACAAGAUGAAAAUAACAAAGAUGCGGCGAAAGCGUUUGGCUAUGAUUUGGAUGCGGAAGACAUUGUUGGCACUGAUUGGAUGCGACACACUUUUGUUGCUCAGGACGAGAUCGAUCCAAAUGUUACGCGCGCUAAGGAUGCCAAUCUCCGUGACGAGGCGAAGAGUGACUGGUAUGAUCUAUCGGAUCCUCGACAUCCAAUCAACAAGAGAAAACGCGGCGAAAUU
Messenger RNA from Mesorhabditis belari, 1470 nucleotides. NCBI's taxonomy places the organism in Eukaryota, Metazoa, Nematoda, Chromadorea, Rhabditida, Rhabditidae. The record is from the annotation of a GenBank genome assembly.